GAAAACAAGUCGCAGAGUAGGAUCCGGUGCUUCGUCAUUAUAUCCACUCGCUGAAAAUUUAUUGAAAGAGUGGAUAGUUGAACGACGUCAAAAAGGAAUAGCAGUCACCUCUAAGGAUGUUAAAUUUCAUAUGACUAACUUACUCUCUAAUGAGUUUAAGUUAUCAUACUCUAAUGCUCUUAAUACCUUUAAAGCAUCAGACCUAUGGCUUAAUCUUUUUAUGAAUCG
This is a messenger RNA of Dentiscutata erythropus, 228 nucleotides long. The record is from the annotation of a GenBank genome assembly. Lineage: Eukaryota; Fungi; Glomeromycota; Glomeromycetes; Diversisporales; Gigasporaceae.